Messenger RNA from Cygnus atratus (black swan), 2361 nucleotides. RefSeq names its product kelch domain containing 2 (gene KLHDC2). The record is from RefSeq and is a predicted model, not a curated record. The transcript is spliced from 14 exons. Lineage: Eukaryota; Metazoa; Chordata; Aves; Anseriformes; Anatidae. Gene Ontology annotation, molecular function: protein binding. The coding region runs from base 161 to 1384 and encodes 407 amino acids.
GGAGCGGAGCCUGCGCGGCGCUGGCGGAAGCGGCCCCGGCGGAUGUUGGCGCUGCGCGGCCCGCCCAGGUGAGGCCGAGGGGGCCGGGGGGCAGCGCCGGGCGGGCUCGGCCCCGAGCCUCGCACCGUGUGUUAUUCUGUGCACGUAGCACCCUGUCGACAUGGCUGAUGACAACGAGGACCUGCAGGCCGACGAGGAGCUCCCGGCUCCGGCUGAGGACAGCUUCGAGCAGCUGGAGAACGACAGCCCCGCGGAGCGCAGCGGGCACGUGGCCGUCACCGACGGGCGCUGCAUGUACGUCUGGGGAGGCUACAAGAAUGCCCAAGUUAGGGGAUUUUAUGACUUCUAUCUGCCUAGAGAUGAAAUAUGGAUCUACAACAUGGAAACCGGAAGAUGGAAGAAGAGUAAAACAGAAGGAGAUGUUCCGCCUUCCAUGUCUGGAAGUUGUGCGGUGUGCGUAGACAGAGUGGUGUACCUGUUCGGAGGACAUCACGCGCGGGGCAAUACAAACAAGUUCUACAUGUUAAAUUCCAGAUCCACGGACAAAGUGCUGCAGUGGGUCAGAGUAGAGUGUCAGGGGGUCCCCCCUUCAUCAAAGGACAAACUUGGCGUUUGGGUUUACAAAAACAAGCUAAUAUUUUUUGGAGGCUAUGGUUAUUUUCCUGAAGGGAAGCAACGAGGAACUUUUGAAUUCGAUGAAACUUCUUUUUGGAAUUCAGGUCUUCCAAGAGGGUGGAAUGACCACGUGCAUGUUCUGGACACUGAAACUUUUACCUGGAGCCAGCCUAUAACGACGGGUAAAACUCCGUCCCCACGAGCAGCCCAUGCCUGUGCUACGGUUGGGAACAGAGGCUACGUGUUCGGUGGCAGAUACAGAGAGUCCCGAAUGAACGACCUUUACUAUCUGAAUUUGGAUACGUGGGAGUGGAAUGAAAUAAUCACGCAAGGCAUUUGCCCGGUCGGCCGAUCGUGGCAUUCUUUAACACCAAUUUCCUCAGAUCAUCUCUUUCUCUUUGGAGGAUUCACCACUGACAAGCAGCCAUUGAGUGAUGCUUGGAUUUAUUGUAUCAGCAAGAAUGAGUGGGUACAGUUUGAGCAUAACUAUUCUGAAAAACCAAGGUUGUGGCACACCGCUUGUGCAAGCGAAGAGGGAGAGGUGAUCGUCUUUGGGGGCUGUGCCAACAACUUACUUGCCCAUUCUAAAGCCGCUCACAGUAAUGAAAUACUCGUGUUUUCUCUACAGCCAAGAUCUCUCGUAAGGCUGUGCCUCGAAGCAGUCAUUUGCUUUAAGGAGAUGUUGGCCAGCUCCUGGAAUUGCCUCCCCAAGCACUUGCUGCACAGCGUCAAUCAGCGGUUUGGAAGCAACAACACCUCAGGCUCCUAAGCCCUCUGCACUGACAUCUCUGCACAGGCAGUGCAUGGAUGAGCAACCCCGAGCUGCAGUAAUUGUACCGAGUGUGGCAAGCGUUAACCCUGUAUAGAUUAAAUAGCUGUACUGUAGGUAGCUGCUUCCUGCCUUUACGUUGCAUGUGAAUGGCCUAGAGAGAACCUAUUUUUGUGUAAAGAUGUUUGCAAUAAAUGUAUUUAAUGCAAGUGGAGGUGUAUCCUGUGCUUAAGCUUCAACUAGUUCUGGGUUUGUCCACCUUGAAGUACUUGUGAGGGCCAGCCCCAAGCAGGGAGAUGAGGCGUGCAUGCGUAGGGAUAUUUUUGUGGAGUCCCAGUCCAGGACCUGCGGACUCCAGUGGUCGUGCAGGCAGUACAGAGGCACACCACGGCCGUGCAAGAGGAGUGUUGCUUUAGUCUAGGCUGAAGAGUGCUGUGAUGGGCGCGUCCUGGUUUAGUCUACAGCAUUAGGAAACUGCUUAACAUACUUUUUGCCACAACCAGUUAAGGUCAGAGAAGUAGGAUUUGAAAAUUGUACAUUAUCGGCGUUGAUAAACUGUUGUAAACCUUCAGCUGUUAAAGCACCACUACUCCGCUUGUUUCUAGUUUGUUUUUUGAAACUCUUUAUGUUGUGGAACUUCAGUUGUGAACCUUAGGUAGCAGAUAUUCUGCCCUGAGAAGUGUAACUAAAAGCGCUUGAGCCUGUUAUCAGCUGUGUCAGUAACCCGUGGAGCUCACCUGCAGCUGGACCAGCCUGAGCCCCAGAGGACUCCAGCAGGGUGAAGGAACACUGCGAGCAGCUGUGCAGUAGGUCAGUGCCUGCCUCGGGCAGCUCAGGUCCAUCUAUCAGCAGUCCCAGCAGGGGACAGCUGGGACAAGGAACAGGCUGUGCUGCUGCGGGGAAGGGGUUAAAUCAUGUUUAAGCUGUCCUCAAAAAAAAAAAUAAUCAAUAAACAACUGACUUCUAGAACGAAACAA